CAAAAUUGCAGCCGGGAGAGUUCGUUGAGAUGCUUCGUGAAAAAGAAGCCCAGUGGUCAAAUAGGUUGAAGUGACGCUGCAUAGUAUAACCCUGUCCCACCCUUGAAGUGUCCGUGUGCCUUAGGAAAUUAAGCAUCUGAGAAGCCCGUUUCCCUUCAGUAGCCCAAUCAGAUUCAAGGAGGGCUAGAGUGUCCAGAUUUCAGAGUCUGGACUUUCAGGGCCGGGCCAGUCCAGGAACGUGAAAGCUGGUUCUGCGUCUUCCUAGCUGUGCUGCUGUGGACCAAGUAUUUAACCUUCCUACGCUUCCGUUUUCUCCUAUGUAAAAUGUACUAAUGCUAUUCUCUUUCUCUUGCGGGAUCAUUGAGCGCGGCAGUCGGGAAAGAAUUCUUGAGACAUUUUACUGCGCAACUUAGUUUAUUUCAGCACGUAGCACGGGGACAGGAGCCGCGGGCUGAAAGAGCCACGCUUUGGCUGUCUGAAGCUGGUGGUCAUGCGCUCAAGCGGGAGGCGACAGACAUGCGGAAGUAUUGGAUCAUAAACAUUUCUCCGAAUUUCUACUCCUAAAACCACUUUCGCAAGAUGUCUGUGGUGCUUAUCAUUCAGCUCGAGGUUAACUAUCGGUGAGAGGCACGGGCAGUCAUGAGACCCUUGAAGACCAGAACGCAGCACCCGGCACUCACUUGAUCCUUAUUGGGAUGACGCAGGCUGUGGGUCAGUCUUCUGGGCUAAAGUGUCACGGGAAAGGUUGGAGCAGUGUCAUCCGAGAAAGCGAAGAACAAGUAGAAGGGACCGGAAGUAGGCAGUCCCGGAAGGUCAGCCUUCUGCAGUUGCCAGGCAACAAAGGUAAACAGCGAAAAGUGGCAGGAUCAUGGCCACCAACUACAGUGCAAACCAGUAUGAAAAAGCUUUCUCACCCAAGUAUCUGCAGAACUGGUCUCCCGCCAAGCCAACAAAAGAGAGAAUUUCUUCCCACGAAGGCUACACUCAGUUUAUCGCCAAUGAUCGUGGCCAUCUGCUGCCCUCGGUGCCCCGUUCCAAGGCAAGUCCUUGGGGAUCCUUCAUGGGCACCUGGCAAAUGCCUCUGAAGGUGCCCCCCGCCCGGGUGACCCUGACCUCCCGUACAGUGGCUGGUGCUGCCUCCCUCACCAAGUGGAUACAGAAAAAUCCGGAUUUACUCAAGGCCUCCAACGGGCUGCGUCCUGAAAUCUUCGGCAAGCCUCAGGACCCAGACAGUCAGAGGAAACUCGGGAAGUGGAUCACAAAGACCGUACAACAAGCACCAAGUCCCACCAUAAUCCCCAACUCCCCAGCUGUAAACCUCAGUUCCCCAGACCAACCCCAAAGCUCACACCCCUCUGCAGGUCACACUCCAGGCCCCCAAAGCCCAGCCAUCUCUCCCAAGAGCCCACCUGGGAGCCCGCGCGUGCUGGAGCAUUGGGCAGGUCCUAAUUUAGCUGAGGUCCAGACGUACAAACCUGGAACUCCGGAGACACCCAGGGACCCCACUGAGAAAACCUGUCUGGAGACUGAGUGAAGGAAGCAAGACCCCUGGUGAGGGAUAUAGAACGGGGAAAUUUCAGGGUGGGAAUAAAGGUAUGUUUGGAAAAUAAACAUCAUUUGUUGAAUCUUUUA
This is a messenger RNA of Lynx canadensis (Canada lynx), 1632 nucleotides long. It is a transcript of the gene CFAP126, whose product is annotated as cilia and flagella associated protein 126. Gene Ontology annotation, cellular component: ciliary basal body. The record is from RefSeq and is a predicted model, not a curated record. Lineage: Eukaryota; Metazoa; Chordata; Mammalia; Carnivora; Felidae. Gene Ontology annotation, biological process: cilium organization. Bases 869 to 1534 code for a protein of 221 amino acids. The transcript has 6 exons.